Suillus subalutaceus is the source of this 2056-nucleotide messenger RNA. RefSeq names its product glycosyltransferase family 8 protein. The transcript has 8 exons. Gene Ontology annotation, molecular function: glycosyltransferase activity. Lineage: Eukaryota; Fungi; Basidiomycota; Agaricomycetes; Boletales; Suillaceae. Bases 278 to 1840 code for a protein of 520 amino acids. The record is from RefSeq and is a predicted model, not a curated record.
UCGAAUGUGAUUUCACUAGUGGCAAAAUGUGGUAAAAUGUCGAAACCUAGACUGGUGACCCUCUAUGAGGCAAACAGUCGAUAGAGGUGCCUCAUAGAGGGGCUGGUCACGAGUCUAGUCGAAACCCUCGCUGUGUGAACCUGAUAUGCACCAUCACCCUAAGAUUCGAAUCAGAAUACACAAAGACCCUUCAAGAUCCUAAAGGUAACGAAAUUUUACCAAAAGUAAGGGAUCACUUGACAAAAUAACUGAUACGACGGUCUGAUGGACUCCUGCUAUGUAUAGACAGGUACAAAUCACAAAUUUUGGAAGGCGUCAAGAAACAGCACCAGGACUAGUUCAUAACACCUUAUGUACCAAUUGCCAAACAUGUCUGCAUCCACAGUUACUGAUCUACUGGUUUACCUAUCAUAUUCCAUCCUGGAAAAGCCUCUUCCCACUCGUGACUUCGCCUGAGCCACGUAUCCUAGAGAUCGGGUCCUGGGAAGGGCGCUCCGCAGUGUUUCUACUCACCACGCUCUGCGCUCAAGGCGGUGAGAUGGUCUGUAUUGACCAUUUCGACCUCAUGCGUACUCCCGCGGGACGUGAGCGGCACCACAAGCUCUCACAGAAUCUUCAACGGACGGGUCGCCCAUUUCGCAUACUCCCGCAGUUCAGCGUCCCCGCACUAUAUGCGCUCCUGGAAGAGGAGAUAGUGCGGGACGCGAGCGCUGGAUUUGACUGGGUGUAUGUGGACGGAUCGCACCGCGCAGAUGAUACACUCUUAGAUGCAGAACUUGCAUGGCGCCUCGCGCGUAAGGGAUGCAUAUUCAUUUUGGACGACUAUAAUUGGCCCGAGCAGCCCGUCGAAAGUGUUCACCAUCCCCGCCGCGGAAUCGAUGCAUUCCUUGCGCUCCAUGCAGGGGAGUAUGAACAUCUGUCUAAAACCGCAGAGCAAUACCAGAUGAUCUUGAGGAAGACCAGUGAGAUGCGAAUCGGAUUUCUCGUAGACCAGAGAGCUGAGCGGCGCUUCGCAAGCGCUCUGGGCUUAGGGAUCUAUUUGGUCCUCGCCAUCGACACCUCGUAUGCGAUGGCAGCAGCUGUUACAAUUCGCAGCGCCAUCGAAAAGACCGUGGGACGUAUGACAAUUUAUAUCGUGGACUGUGGAAUUUGUGUGGAAGACAAAGAAAAGAUUAAGUCGUCGCUUCCCGAGCGACACGAUGUUACACUAGUAUUCCUGGAUCUUCCAACUGGAAGUCUAGCUGCAGUGCUAGGCGUAACCUGGGCGAAAGUUGAUAUGAUGAAGAUCUUGCCAGUGGAGCGGGUUUUGUACCUGGACGCAGACAUGCUGGUGCGCAGGAGCCUAGAGGAGUUGUGGAACACUGAUUUGGAGGGCUCCUCGAUUGGUGCAGCGAUGGAUGUUGGAUUCCCAAUGGGUCAUGAUGGCGUCUCACGAAGGCGGUACUUCAACGCAGGCAUGCUCCUGAUUGACCUAGCAAAGGCAAGAACGCGUCUGUCUGAGCUUGAGGCUCGGGACGUGCUAAAUCUGCACUUUGCUGGCGAUUGGACCGAAGGACUCGGAACCUACGCGGAGAUUGGCUCGGCUGAUAGAGAUAUCCUGGCAUUGGGAGACAUGAAGGAUCCCGGAGUCGUGCAUUUCACAGGACCAGUUCAUCCUGAUCUUGUGGCGGUGCUCAAUCCGUUCGUGCAGCCGUACACGUCCAAACCUUGGGGUUAUGCAGGCGCACCAGGACACCCGUUCAAAGACGAAUGGUGGGGGUGGCAGGGAUCGACACAAUACCAUGAGAUGUCGAUUCAAGAUUCAAUCACGAAAUUCGAGACUCGAGUACAGUUCUACUAACUUUUCAUUUAUCGUUUGUAACAUUAGUUGGUGACUAUCGCAGUUAUGACAAAAGAUGAUCUCGACGUCGUAGUGGUUCGGAUUUCUUGUCCAGACCAUGCGUAUAACUUGAUAUUGGCAGGUUACACUGCAGCACUCUCGGGACCUCCCUACUGCCUAUGAUCUAAGCUUCACUUGGAGCGAGCGCAACACCAGACGUUGACGCAUGAGCUGAAG